Messenger RNA from Zerene cesonia (dogface butterfly), 1651 nucleotides. RefSeq names its product sodium/potassium-transporting ATPase subunit beta-2-like. Gene Ontology annotation, molecular function: ATPase activator activity. Gene Ontology annotation, cellular component: sodium:potassium-exchanging ATPase complex. Gene Ontology annotation, biological process: sodium ion export across plasma membrane; intracellular sodium ion homeostasis; intracellular potassium ion homeostasis. NCBI's taxonomy places the organism in Eukaryota, Metazoa, Arthropoda, Insecta, Lepidoptera, Pieridae. The record is from RefSeq and is a predicted model, not a curated record. Bases 33 to 983 code for a protein of 316 amino acids. The transcript has 7 exons.
AUCGUUUAGUUCACGACAGGGCGGGAAGCAGCAUGGGUGUGGAUCAGGCGAACGGCGUGCCCAACUACUGUAGGCGACCUCCGCAGAGGCCUUUCCUCCAGAGGAUACAGUACGCGAUCUGGGACCCAGAGGAGAGAAAGUUCUUGGGGCGCACGCCGAAGCGGUGGGGUGUCAUCGGCCUCAUAUACUUAGUCAUGUACAUCUGUAUUGUGAUCUUUUUCUCCAUCUGCAUGUGCGGGCUGCUGGCCUCCGUGGACGAGCAUGUGCCUUACUUCACACUCGCUGAAUCUAUUAUUGGGAAUAACCCGGGCAUGGGACAUAGACCCAUAAUCUUCGAAGAGGGUGCUCUUAUAUGGUACAGGUUGGACAAUAAGACAACUUACAAGAAGUACACCGAUAACAUAGAGGAGUUCUUGGCACCGUACAAAAACAAAUCUCUACUAGUCAACCAAGGGCUGAACCAAAGAGACUGUCAAGACAAGAAGCCACCUGCAGGCGAUGUCUGCUCCUUCAACAUCUCGCAGCUGGGACCUUGUUCUGCUGAAAAUGACUAUGGAUAUGGGGAGGGAAAACCGUGUCUUAUAAUAAAGCUGAAUAAGAUAUACGACUGGAACCCCGUUUUCUACGACGACCCUGGUGAGCUGCCCCCGGACAUGCCACCUGACAUCGUAAACUAUAUUAACAGAACAACCACACCACAUGAGCGCCGUAAAGUUUGGUUGUCCUGCAUGGGAGAACGCCCGGCGGACGUGGAGGCACUAGGUCCCUUGCAGUACUGGCCCUACCCAGGUGUCUCUGAGGUCUACUUCCCUUACAACAACACACCGGGCUACUUAAGCCCUUUGGUUGCGGUGCAGUUAAUGAAUCCCUCCCCUAAUGUAAUUAUAAACAUUCGUUGCCGAGCCUGGGCGAAGAACAUCGAAUACACGCCUAGCCUGAAGGAGCGUCUUGGUUCAACCCACCUGGAGAUUAUGAUAGAUUGAGCACAUAUCAACGAACAAGCAUUUAAUUUAGUAUUUAUGUUGUAGGCGUUAAUGUUGUUGGUGUACGUGUUAGUAUGUUGUUGUGACUAGUAUGCGAAAUAAUAUGAUAAUGAAAAUGUAACAUUUUUUUUAAUAUAAUAUUUGUACGUACACUAGCCGUAGUAAAGUAGUACUUAAAGGAGGAAAGAAUCAUCAAAUUGUACUUAAUUUAAUUAUUGCUGAGGUUUUAUUAUAGCGUUAAAUCUUUUUCUGUCUCCACCCAAAAGAGGGAAUGCACCAAUUACCAACGUAAGUGGGAGCAGGAUAGAAAAUGCGUCUCAUUACGUAAAAUGAAAUUAUUGCCAAAACAAAAUAGCUUAAAUUGUAAAACAAAUAUACGCUUUACUAAGUGUUUGAAUGUCUAUAUUUCAUUUAAAAGUUUGAAUUGCAUUGCUAGUCAAUUAAGAACACUCAUGUCUAUAUAAAGAAAUCAAUGAUAAUUAUAUAAGGAGUUUUACUUGUCGAAUUAAAAUUGAUGUGCCUUAAAAAGUGUCUUAAUAAAAAUAUUUUGAUACAAUUUUAAAUAAAAAAUGUGAUUUAAUGAUUUCAAUAUUAGUUCUCGUAUUAUGAAGAGUUUAUCUAAUAGACAAAAAAUAUUCGCUGAAAAUGUAUUUUGUUACGUAUAGGAA